Pieris macdunnoughi is the source of this 951-nucleotide messenger RNA. The record is from the annotation of a GenBank genome assembly. NCBI's taxonomy places the organism in Eukaryota, Metazoa, Arthropoda, Insecta, Lepidoptera, Pieridae.
AUGAAACAAACUAUUAAGUUGCAUUCAAAGAUGAUAUUGCAAUUGGUAAGAAAUUUUCACACAAGUAUAAGUUGGCGUGCUGCAGAGUCCUCUUUAUUGGCUAAAUUGAGAAAGAAAACUGGGUAUACAAUCGCUAAUUGCAAGAAGGCACUUGAAAUGCACAAUAAUGACACUGAUAAGGCAGAGGCAUGGCUAAAUGAGCAAGCUCAGGCCAUGGGCUGGGCAAAAGCUACUAAAUUAGCCGGAAGGAAAGCACUCCAAGGGCUAGUUGCAGUAAAGUUUGACCAUAGCCAUGGUGCCUUAGUGGAGCUUAAUUGUGAGACAGACUUUGUGGCCAAGAAUGAGAAGUUUCAGAAAAUGUUGGAAGAUGCAACCCUUGCAUGUUAUAAGUUUUCUCAUACUCACCUUCAGGCCAAAGGUCCUGUUACAAAAAUGGAGUUGGACAGUGAGCAACUUGGCAACAUGAAUGUUGAUGGUAGGAAAUUAUCUGAAGUUCUGGCACUUUUUAUUGGAUCUGUUGGGGAAAACGCCGUGCUACGUCGCGCUGAGUGCUGGAAAGCUAACAGUACUGACGUUAAAAUAUCCGCUUACACUCACCCAGCUCCUGCUGUCGCGUCAGAAUAUUCUGCAGGAAAAUAUGGAGCCCUAUUAGCCUACAAGCAACCAAAUGACCAAGAAGAUAUGGGAAGACAAUUGUGCCAACACAUUGUCGGUUGUGCGCCAUUGAAAAUCGGGAACAAGGAAAACGACACCCCAGCCAAAAAUUCUGAUGAUGAAGUCUGCCUCAUUUACCAGGAGUACCUUUUGGAUCCUUCAUUCACGGUCCAAGAGAUUCUCGAUGAAAACAAAGUUGAAGUUAUCGAUUACAUUAGGUUUUCUUGUGGAGAAUCUGAGGAAUCCCUACCAGGUGUAGAAAAGCAACCGUUGGAUACCGUUCAAACAUUACAGUAA